This is a messenger RNA of Spodoptera frugiperda (fall armyworm), 1372 nucleotides long. RefSeq lists its product as uncharacterized. The transcript is spliced from 3 exons. NCBI's taxonomy places the organism in Eukaryota, Metazoa, Arthropoda, Insecta, Lepidoptera, Noctuidae. The record is from RefSeq and is a predicted model, not a curated record. The coding region runs from base 200 to 1372 and encodes 390 amino acids.
GUCGCGGCUCUGCGCGGCGCAGCGGCGCGCGGCGCCUCAAGGAGUACUGGCCACAAGAUGGCCAUUACAUUUUAAUUUUUUUAGUGCUAAAUAUUUUGACGGAUUUUGACAAUGUCGUGUAGUGUAAAUAGUGUUUUUAUCUUUUUAAGCAUUUUUUAUAUCUUUUUUACCUUAAGUAUACUGUUAUAGUCCAGGCUAUAUGCCUUAUGAUGUUGGAAGCAGCAGCUACGCCGGUCAGAGCGCCAGUCAACCUGCCGCAUUCCUGGAUGGGACUCUGGUUCGUGGGGCCAUCGACUCCUUUCGAAAUGGUUCUGCCGGCGGCCUCGACGGCUUGUCCCCUCAACAUCUAAAGGACCUAACGUGUUCAAGCGCCGGGGAAGCUGGUGAGUCCCUUUUGAGGGAGCUGACGGCCCUAAUUAAUUUAAUGCUCUCCGGCAAUGUGAACGAAUCCGUCAUCGACGUCUUGUACGGGGCUAAUUUAUGUGCCCUGCGGAAGAGGGAUGGCGGUAUUCGUCCCAUUGCCGUAGGUUGCACCUAUAGGCGUAUCGCAGCCAAAAUUUGCUGUGCAUUUUACAAUGAGUCGUUGGCCAGCAAAUUCCAGCCCUCACAAUUAGGCUUUGGUUCCAAAGGGGGCUGCGAGGCUGCGGUACAUGCCCUUUCUACCUUUAUAAAUAGCAAUCAAAGUGAGGUCAUUUUAAAGGUUGACAUAAAAAACGCUUUUAAUUCAGUAAGCAGGGACGCCUUGUUGACAGAAAUACAAAAAGAAACCCCUAAAAUUUACAGUUUUCUUUGGCAAUGUUACCGAAACCCUUCGAAAUUACUAUAUAAGGACAAUUUAAUAGAAUCGGCCGUCGGUUGUCAACAAGGAGACCCUCUUGGACCUGCCAUUUUUAGUUUAGCCAUAAAUCCUAUUAUUCGGGAACUAAAUUCCAAAUUUAACGUAUGGUAUUUAGAUGACGGAACUCUAGGAGGUGACGUCAACACUGUUUUAAAAGAUUUUACCAUAUUAAAAGAAAGACUAAAUUCCAUUGGCCUUGACCUAAAUUUAUCUAAAUGUGAAAUUUACAUACCUAACUCUACUGACCGACAAACGAUUUUAUCAAAAUUUCAGGAAAUAGCUCCCAAUAUCAAAAUUAAAGAUAAAAAUUCACUUCACCUCCUAGGUUCUCCAAUAUUCGAUGAAUGUUUCCCUUCAUUCAUCGAAGACAAAAUAGAAAAUUUCAAUAAUAUUUCGGAUAGACUACACAAAAUCAACUCACAUUCGGCUUUCACUCUGAUUCGAGCGAGCUCGCUUAUUGGCUGUGGGAGAGUGGGAAUCAGGUUUGUGGCUUCAGGCGCUCCCGUCACCCUACAUAGGAACUAUGUUGGAUGA